AUGGAGUCCGCUUUGCUAUGCUGUCGCUGGGACAUGCAAGUCUUGGGAGGCAGUCCGUUGCUGGUGGCAGCCCUUUUGGAGGCUCGUGCCAACCCAAACGACCGCCUCAAGAGGGUUGAGGGACAGCUCCUGCCAAGCAUCAGUGGCAUGACGGUGCUUCAGGCUUGUGUUUACCUUCACCACAACGAAGCGAUGAAAGUUUUGUUGGUCUUCAAGGCUGACGCUGAUGCGACAGACACAAAUGGGGCGGCUUCCAUGCACUGGGCGGCAUCCUCCAAUAACUCAGAGGCAGUUCGAAUCUUGAUGGAGGCCGGGUGCAGCCCGAUGCGUCCCGUUCGGACCGGACACGUGCCACUCGAGAUCGCUGCUGCCACAAACAGCUUUGACGUCCUCCGUGAGCUUAUUCCGAUUGCACCCAGGGAGGUCAUUGCCAAAAGCUUGCCUGCGGUCUUCUUCUUCGGAGGAGGAUCUGCGGAUGCUGUGUCCAUGCUCAUUGAGGCGCAGGCGGAUGUGAAUCUGCAGAUGUCUGUGCCAAAGCGCAGCCUUUUUGGGCUGAUCCUCAGCUUUUUCAGCAUUCGGCACCGUUGGUCGAAGUCAACCCUGAGCGCCUUUGCUUACCACCACUGUGGCGCGACGCCGCUGAUGCUAAGCCUCAUCACUUCCUCAUUCGAGGCUGCAGCAGUUCUGCUAGCUGCUGGCGUCCGAGAAGAUGUGGAGACCUGGGGAUCAGACUCAAACGUAGGGCAGAGAAGAUGGUGCAAUGCUUUUAUGAUGCGCCAAAAAGGAUCCAAAAAGCUCAAAAGUGGCUAUGUCUCAGCAACUGGAUUCUGUUGGCAAAGAACCCCCAGCAACAGGUUCCCAAAAAAGAGCCCCGCGCUUCAAUGA
Messenger RNA from Symbiodinium pilosum, 885 nucleotides. The record is from the annotation of a GenBank genome assembly. NCBI's taxonomy places the organism in Eukaryota, Dinophyceae, Suessiales, Symbiodiniaceae.